UAUUUAUUUUUUUACAUGUGGCUGAUAAAGGAAACAGCUUGUAGCUUAAAAUAAUUACAUAAAAUUCCAAAUAUUAAAAUCACCCUCUCUUAUAUAUUUUAUAUGUCUGUUCUCACUGAGUUGAUUGAUAAAAAUCCUUUCUAUCUUGAAUGAUCCAGUCACUUGUAUUGUACUUGAUAGCGUUUUCUAAACGAAGAAGGCUAUAAAGUAAUUGCAGUGGACUCCUUUAGAUUUAAUCCUGGUGAAUAUCUUAAUCAUCAAACCAUAAACAUGAAUGUAAUGACCAAUAUGGUAUAUAUCAUUAUACGAUGGACCUGAAUUACUCUGUUUUUGUUGGCCCACUGGAAACAUCUCGUUUGUCGUGUGUAUAGUCUAUAUGUGCUCUUGGCACUGAAAUGGUUUACCAAUAACAGUCCUACCCCGCCUCCCCUCUGCCUCCCCAAGAACUCCCUCUCUCCCCUUUCUCGUCUCUCUUUUUCAGUCUCUCCUGCUCUUCCUAUCACAAGAUCGCGCUUUGUCUGUUUGGAGAUGUCGAGCGCCCAUCCAAUGACAUUAGGAAUCAAUAACUAACGCCCAUAUGAAAUGCAACUCACUAUCAAAGAGAGUAAAAACGGAAAACUCUUUAUUGCUCGGGGACCAUCACUAAGGAGUCAUGCCUACAUUUGCUCAAUUAACUUUAUUCAUCAAGAGACUGCCUGAUCUCUAUACAGUUGUCAAAGUUCCUUCUUCGGGGAGUCGAUCUGGCAGGCAAUGAGUUCUUACUUCGUUAAUUCCCUCUUCACCAAAUUUAAAGGAGGCGAUUCUCUGCGCUCCAGCUACUAUGACUGCUCCGGGUACGCGCAGGAUCUUGGAGGCAGACCGUCUGUGCUGUACGGUCACAACUCUGGAUCAUCGUUUCAGCACGCGGCUCAGUUCCCGGAUUUCUACCACCACGGUACAUCAUCCUUCUCCCACGCGUCCUACCAGCAGAACCCGUGCGCGGUAGCUUACCCUGGAGAUGCCACGGGAAACAUCUUAGGUCAGGACAGUUUACAGAGACAGUCGUUCUUCAGCGCACCGGAUGCGGAUUUUACGCAGUUUGGGGAUUGUAAUUUAAAGGUCAGCAGCAUCAGGGAUGAUCUGGAAGGUGCAGAACCGUGCACAGGGCAGCUCUUCCCAUGGAUGAGACCACAAGCUACCGGCCGGAGAAGGGGCAGGCAGACAUACAGCCGCUACCAGACUCUGGAGCUGGAGAAGGAGUUCCUGUUCAAUCCUUACCUGACCCGCAAGCGCCGCAUCGAGGUGUCUCACGCACUGGCCCUCACUGAGAGGCAGGUGAAGAUCUGGUUUCAGAACAGGCGCAUGAAGUGGAAAAAAGAGCACAACAAAGACAAGUUUCCCUGCAGCAAAGUGGACCAAGAGCAAAUCGAGAGAGAGAGGGAAGAGGGGAGCCAGGUAUCAGAAAAACACACAUCAGGAGAAGAGGACUCGGAGACUUCCAGUAUUUCUAAAUAGUCUGUUGACUAGGAAAAAAAAGAAACACCACUGCAAUCGAUCAAAUGCAAUUUAAAUAAAAGUCUGAGGUUUGUCUGUGGAUACGCAAAGGCUAUCAAAUACAAAGCCAAUCAUAUAUUCCAUUUACUGCAGACUUGUUUCCAAACGGUGAUUGUUUCCGCUUAUUAUGGUUUGCUGAAUCAGUCUCAGUUUUGUAAAGUUUCAGUGGUGUAAGUAGAUUACUCUUGAAGUUACUGUUGCAGAGAGGGCAUAUGAGGCGAAGGCUAUGGUCUGCAUGGCAUCAAUUUCCUCUCCAAAUUUUUAAGAGUCACAAGAUUCUCUUCAGUAACUCUGUUAUAGCUAAAAUGGGAUGAGGAAUCAGCAUUAGCGAGUGCAUUACUGUAUCUCUUACUGUAAGAAAAUGCAAUUUUAUGAUUGUUAAUUACUGUUCAGAAAUGAUUAUUCAGGUUUACAGAUCUUCAACCGAACUACCUAAUAUAUGGGUCAUUGCGUCAAUCAUUUUGUCAGUGUAUCCAUGCGUUAUGCUUUCCUGAGAGGGAUGGUUUAAACGCACAAUGUUAUUAUAAAAAAAAUGCUGUGUAAAUAUUUGAUAUUGCAGUUCCGUGAAGCACUGUUCUAUUGUAUUUUCUAUUGUCUUUAAAUGGAAGUGGUUGCUGAAAGAAGCCACAAUAAAAUCUAAGAAAAGAA
Molecule: messenger RNA, 2181 nt
Organism: Carassius auratus (goldfish)
Lineage: Eukaryota; Metazoa; Chordata; Actinopteri; Cypriniformes; Cyprinidae
Product: homeobox protein Hox-B8b
Exons: 3
Coding region: 751-1494 (247 amino acids)
Biological process (GO): regulation of transcription by RNA polymerase II
Cellular component (GO): nucleus
Molecular function (GO): RNA polymerase II transcription regulatory region sequence-specific DNA binding; DNA-binding transcription factor activity, RNA polymerase II-specific
Source: RefSeq, a predicted model, not a curated record